Messenger RNA from Drosophila suzukii, 2402 nucleotides. RefSeq names its product alpha-Esterase-1 (gene alpha-Est1). The record is from RefSeq and is a predicted model, not a curated record. Gene Ontology annotation, molecular function: serine hydrolase activity. Lineage: Eukaryota; Metazoa; Arthropoda; Insecta; Diptera; Drosophilidae.
GCUGCUGGGGGUUUUACUGGCAGUCGAACUGAUAGAUCAAAUCGUACGGUUCUCAGCUCGGUUCAGUUGUUCCUCGUCGAUCGCGGCCUGCGGAAGUGCUACUAUCACUCGUUCACCGCAUCGGAUUAUACCGUUCAAUCUGACCCUUGGAUUUACUCUAUAAAUAGUAGUAGUGACAAUAAUUGGCAUCGCCAGCCAUGGAGAUCCGAGUGGGAGUGGGCGAUCUGCUGAAAAUGGGCACCAAGCUCAUUGGCCACAAGAUCGUCCAGUACCGCCUGGGCACGAAGCAGACGAAGGUGGUCUGCACUAGGGACGGACAGGUGCGAGGACUCCGCCGCAGAACGCUCUACGAUGAGGAGCUGUACUUCGCCUUCGAGGGAAUCCCCUUUGCUCAGCCGCCGGUGGGAGAAUUGCGGUUUCGAGCCCCCCAGCCACCCCGCCCCUGGACGGGGGUCAGGGACUGCACCUAUCCGAGGGCCAAGCCCAUGCAGAAGCACUUCGUCCUCAGCAUUAUCGAAGGCAGCGAGGAUUGCCUGUACCUAAACGUGUACUCCAAACGUCUUAAAUCGGACAAACCGCUGCCCGUGAUCGUGUGGAUAUAUGGUGGCGGAUUCACGAUCGGCGAGGCUAGUCGAGAUUUUUACAGUCCAGACUACUUUAUGCAGCAAGACGUAGUCGUUGUCACAUUUAAUUAUAGAGUGGGUGCAUUGGGCUUCCUCAGCCUCUCGGAUCGGGACCUGGAUGUGCCCGGCAACGCUGGCCUCAAAGACCAAGUGAUGGCCCUUCGCUGGAUCAGUCAGAACAUAGCCCAAUUCAACGGAGAUCCCCAGAACAUAACCCUGAUGGGCGAGAGUGCGGGGGCGGCUUCCGUUCACAUGAUGAUGACCACAGAGCAAACCCGUGGCCUCUUUCACAAGGCCAUCAUGCAGUCGGGAUCCAUGUUCUGCGAGUGGGCCAAUGAGCCCAGUGGCAGGUGGGCGUACCGCCUGGCCUGUCAGUUGGGAUACUCGGGAACUGAGAACGAGAAAGAGGUGUUCCGGUUCCUCCAAAAAGCCCCCGCCUCCGAAAUGGCCGCCCACGGAAUCACCCUCGUUUCCCAAGAAGAGAGGCGAGACUACGUCCUGUUUCCCUUUACGCCCGUGGUGGAACCAUAUAUAACCAGGGACUGUAUUUUGCCCCGUUCCCAUAGAGAGAUGCUGCCCGCAGCUUGGGGUAAUGACCUGCCUUUAAUCCUGGGAGGUAACUCCUUCGAAGGCCUAUUUUCCUACCAGACCACCCUGCACGAUGAGGAGCACAUGCUGAGUGCCUUCGAAGCCCUGAUUCCGCGAGAGAUCAGGGAAAAGAGUUCCCCAUCUCAACUCAAGGAUCUGGUGCGUCAGUUUAAGGUGGAUAAUUUCGAGGAUGCAACCCGCGGGCGCAUGGAGUUCAAUGAGUGCCUCCAAAUACUCUCCGUAAAACACUUUUGGCAUGGCAUCCACCGCACUGUACUGGCCCGUCUCAGCCACGCCCCCACUACGCCCACCUAUCUGUACCGCUUCGAUGUAGAUUCGCCCCAUUUCAAUCACUUCCGGCAGGUGAUGUGCGGAAAACACGUUCGCGGAGUCAGUCAUGCCGAUGACGUUUCCUACCUAUUCUACCACAUUCUGGCCAACAAGGUGGAGAAGUCCUCGAUGGAAUACCAAACUAUACAGAGAAUGGUGGGCAUGUGGGUGGCAUUCGCCCGAAACGAUAAUCCCAAUUGUCCACAGAUCAGUCCGACCACCUGGGAAGCCUUAGAUGAGGAAGGUCCGCAUAUGUGUCUCAACAUUGGAAAGCAACUGGAGUUUAUUGAGCUACCAGAGUCCAAGCAGAAUCGGAUUUGGGAUAGACUUUACGAUAAACACGACCUGUACUAGAGGGGAGUUUGUAUAUUUUGUAAAUAAAACGGAACUGGCCUAGAAGUUAAUUUGGUUUUGAACAAAAAUUUGUGAUAAUUAUAAGCACUGAAAGUCAUUGAAACUAUAUAUUUUUUUAAUUUAAAAAUUAUUCUCAUUCAAACGAACUUGUCCAAAAAUAGUUCACUUUAAAAGUUAAUAAACAAAUAAGCUUAAUUACUUCAAAAACUAAUUAUUUUGUAUGCAAUUAAGGAUUUUUCAUUUAGGUCUUGUUACAGGUCAAAUUACAUAUAUACAAUGUAUGAUGCUUGAACUAGCUAAAUAAAACUGGUUUGGGUGAUCACUUAAUCACAAUGCAAAAAUAGUUCGCUUUUAGCAGGUAGUUUUCCAUCAAAUCACCUCAAACUUGACCCGGGCAGUGACUCGAGCCAGAAGUACUAAGCAUUUUAAUUUAAUUUCAACCAAUUAAAUUAGUAUAUGUAGUUGUGUCACUUAUUUAUUUAAAAUAAAACAUUUAAAUCAUUCCAA